Molecule: messenger RNA, 1258 nt
Organism: Dendrobium catenatum
Lineage: Eukaryota; Viridiplantae; Streptophyta; Magnoliopsida; Asparagales; Orchidaceae
Product: probable mannitol dehydrogenase
Exons: 6
Coding region: 101-1225 (374 amino acids)
Biological process (GO): lignin biosynthetic process
Molecular function (GO): zinc ion binding; cinnamyl-alcohol dehydrogenase activity
Source: RefSeq, a predicted model, not a curated record
UCUCUCUCUCUCUCUCCCUCUGUUUUUUUCAUCUCGGUUCUCUUCGAAGCAGAUCUCAGCCGCCGGGAUACACGUCCAGCGAUGGCCGAUCAGCUCACGGAUGAUCAGAUCUCCGAGUUCAAGGAGGCUUUCAGUUUGUUCGACAAGGACGGAGACGCUGCUAAUGGAAACGAAGAAGAAAAGUAGAGAAGCUCACGGUUAUGCCGCCCGAGACUCCUCUGGCUUCCUUUCUCCUUUCUCCUUCACAAGAAGGUUGAACGAAGAUGAUGAUGUAACCAUCAAGAUUCUCUACUGUGGAAUCUGUCACAGCGACCUUCACUUAGCCAGAAAUGAGCUUGGCUUCUCUGUCUACCCUCUUGUUCCUGGUCACGAGAUCGUCGGAGAGGUGAUCGAAAUUGGAGCCAAUGUACAAACUUUCAAAGUCGGAGACAAAGCUGGCGUGGGCUGCAUAGUCGGCUCCUGCGGCAGCUGCGAUAGCUGCUUACAGAACCUCGAGUGCUACUGUAAAAAAUCCAUCUUGACUUACUCCAGCACCGACCGCGACGGAUCCAUCACCUACGGUGGAUAUUCCGACAUCAUCGUCGUUCAUCAGCGAUUCGUCUUCAACAUCCCUCAUUCCCUCCCUCUCCACUCAGCCGCCCCGCUCCUCUGCGCCGGCAUCAGCGUCUAUAGCCCCAUGCGCUUUUUCGGCCUCGACCGCCCUGGCCUCCACCUCGGCGUCGUCGGACUCGGCGGCCUCGGCCACCUUGCAGUCAAGUUCGCCAAGGCGAUGGAGAUGAGGGUGACUGUGAUCAGUACUUCGCCGCAUAAGCAGAAGGAGGCGAUUGAGCGGUUUGGUGCUGAUAAGUUUGUGAUCAGUACUAAUGAUGAGCAGAUGAAAGAGGUGAUGGGGAGUAUGGAUGGGAUAAUAGACACGGUUUCAGCGGCGCAUCCGAUGGAGCCAUUGAUGGAUUUGUUGAAGGUGCAGGGGAAGCUUGUGGUGGUCGGAGGAUCGCCGGAGCCGCUGCUGGUGCCCUCCAUUCCUCUACUAAUGGGAAGGAAGAUAGUGGCUGGUUCGAUCUGUGGAGGUACGAAAGAGACUCAGGAGAUGCUGAAUUUUGCUGCAGAAAACAAAAUAGAAGCUGAUGUGGAGAUUAUACCAAUGAGCUAUGUUAAUACAGCCAUGGAAAGGCUCUUCAAAGGGGACAUUAAAUACCGAUUUGUCAUCGAUCCUAUCAGCGUUUAAGGAAACGAUUUUUUCUUUCGUGUGAGUUAUUCA